Messenger RNA from Morchella sextelata, 366 nucleotides. RefSeq lists its product as uncharacterized. NCBI's taxonomy places the organism in Eukaryota, Fungi, Ascomycota, Pezizomycetes, Pezizales, Morchellaceae. The transcript is spliced from 6 exons. Bases 1 to 366 code for a protein of 121 amino acids. The record is from RefSeq and is a predicted model, not a curated record.
AUGGCUGGUCUGCUCGGUGUCACAGUCUGCUCGUGGAUGCUGUGCAUCUGUGGAUUGCUGGGCUCUACAUGGACCUACCCCUCCCUGUAUGGGCCGGAGUGUACCGGUGACAAGCUUGUGCAAUUGCAUCCACUGCCGGCAGGAUGCACGAUUUCUGUCAAUUCAGGAAGUGGUGGGCAGUGCGGUACGGUACAGCGAAUUGUCCAUGAUUUGACUGAUAUGUUGGUCCAUAUAGUUUGGACGUUGUUCCGGGUGGCUUUCUACAGGUGCGGUAUUCAGUACAUGAAUGUUCAUGAUUCGAUCGAUGAAUUCACAUUCAACUACAUAGGGUUUAGCCCUGUGUCAAUGAUAAUUAUGCGUGGAUAA